GUCCCGCCUGCCUCCCAGUUGCGUACGCCGCUGUCCUGUCUGGCCGCCCGGUGUCUGCUCCGCGCUCUGCGGCGCUCCCACCUCGAACCCGACAACUGUGCCUCCUCGUUCACCUCCCCGGCUCCCGGACCCCCUCCCCACAUCCACCCGGUGAAUGCACCAGCGCCGCAAACAUGACGGGCAUCGCCGCCGCUUCUUUCUUCUCCAAUUCCUGCAGGUUCGGGGGCUGCGGUCUCCAGUUCGAGUCUCUCGCCGAGCUCAUCGUCCACAUCGAGGAUAAUCACAUUGACACAGAUCCGCGGGUCCUGGAGAAGCAGGAGCAACAGCAGCCCACUUAUCUGGCCCUGAGCUACAUCAACAGGUUCAUGACAGAUGCGGCACGCCGGGAGCAGGAGACCAUGAAGAAGAAGGCCACACCCAAACUGUCCCUGUCCAUCACCGGCGGAGUGUCCAGGAACAGCACAGCCACGCCUCCUCGCCACACCAGCGGUAACCUGACGCCUCCCGUCACGCCCCCCAUCACUCCCUCUUCCUCCUUUCGCAGCAGCACACCGACAGGCAGUGAGUAUGAUGAGGAGGAGGUAGACUACGAGGAGUCGGACAGCGAUGAGUCGUGGACCACAGAAAGCGCAAUUAGUUCCGAGUCGAUCCUCAGCUCCAUGUGCAUGAAUGGGGGAGAGGAGAAACCGUUCGCCUGCCCCGUCCCUGGCUGUAAGAAGAGAUAUAAGAAUGUGAACGGCAUCAAGUACCACGCCAAGAAUGGCCACCGUACGCAGAUCCGCGUGAGGAAACCCUUCAAGUGUCGCUGCGGCAAGAGCUACAAGACCUCGCAGGGCCUGAGACACCACACCAUCAACUUCCACCCACCCGUCUCCACUGAGAUCCUGCGCAAGAUUCAAGGCUAGAGCCUGUGCUCACACCAAUCACUACCCCAAACAUUAGCCCUAUCCUGACUGUCCUCACCCGGCCCCGUUUAUACCCAUCCCCCACACUAAAGGAUCAAGUGUGUGCUUUAAGUUGUUUUCAUUUUCUUUUUUCAUCUUUUUGUUCGUAUAUGUUAUUUUUUUUCUAUCCAUGUUAUAUCACUUGUAUUUUUGAAAAGAAAAGAUGUAUCUUUGUAGUAUUUUUUAUUGUUGUACAUUUGCACAUUCGUAUAUGCUAUCACGUUACUUUUUCUCUUUUGUUUUAUUUACAUAAGGUGCUAACUGUAAAAAACAGAAAGAAAAGACACAAAAACAAACGUUACGAAAGAAGAGUGGAAACCUAAAAGAAGAUGUGAAACAGGAAGUGCAACCCAGCCCUGCCCCUGUCCCCGCUCGUCUGUGAGUGGGAUGAAGUUGACAUUAGUGCUGAUCUGAGUUCAGACGUCGGUAACACUCCCUUUCCGUUAGAUGCAGUGAGUUGGCCGAGCUCAGAUCUGUGCCUUUGCAGUAACUUCUGGGGGUUUCGGUGCGAGAGCUAAGUUAUACUUUAAAUAGAUAUAUUGAUAUAUAAACAAUAGACAGAUGUGUAUGUGUACAUAAAAAUAUAUAAAAGUAUUCAUGAGCAUAUACAUAAAUAGUUACACUUUAUUUUCAAGCUUUAUUUUAUAUAUUUUUGUCAGUGUUUUUAUUUUUCUUUCUAUCAGUAAGUGUUCCUUUCAUUCCUUAUUUGCUGAGACGGCCAGUUUUGUCACCUCAGAGGUGAAGGUCAAACAGCUGGCUGACUUUGGGUUCAGAGAGUUUCCUCUCACCACACCCUGGAGAUAAGGAGCCAAAACGCCUUUCUGUUUGACACACCCUGAAGCAUAUGCGAUGUUAUUACUGUUGAUCAGGAAGGGGCGCUGAACUAUUAGGACAUGGCGCAGGCCAACAAUCCAUAUCUUACACAUUUCACCCCCACGGGAAGCCAUCCAUGUAUUUCAUAUCGCCAGUGUUUCCUCAUUCACGGUGCCAGAGCUGUGUUCAAGAAACUUAGCUGCAAACGCAGGUUAAGCCCCAUACUGUAUUCCAGCUGCCAAGAUCUUUGUUUUGUUUUUUUUCCAUAAUGUUGCCAACAGCUCUCCACUGCCAAACAUUGACCAUACCAUGUGCCUGAUGAGGGGGGGGAGAAAAAAGGGAGGGUGGGCAGGGUUUCACCCGAGGGGUCGCCAAAUGUGUGGCAACGAUUCUCUUCUCCAUUACGCCUCCAAAAUGUGCGGAUGAGUGGAUGUACAUCUGCGGAAUGUUUUCAUGCAUGCUUUCAGUGUCGUAACGAGAGGAAGAAUGUGAAAGAUUUGUAUUUGAAAGAGAUUACCAUCUACAGCCUCUCAUUUGUGUGUGUUGUAGACGAGAGCAUUCCAGUUCAUUGUACGUGUGUAUGUAUGCGUGUGUGUGUGUGUGUGUGUGUGUGUGUGUGUGUGUGUGUGAGUGAGUGUGUUUUCUCAGCGGUAUCCAAGUCAUCAGCCUAUAGAGUGUUACUGUAUUUUGUGUGUGACUGUGCUCGGAUCUGUCUGUGCUGUCUGUGCCAGGCCGCUGGUUCGACUCCUGUGGAGCAGGACAGCGCUGGCAAGUGUUGCGUCAUGUAGUCGUAGCGGUGGCCGACUUGUUGCCCCUGAUUGGGAUAUCAUCAUUCAUUGCCUCCAAGAAAAACAAGAGCGGUGCAGUGCAGCCGCCCAAGCGUGCCAACACACAUCGAUUCAUGACAUCGUUUCCCUCAUCGUGCACAACGUUUUUUAAAUCUGCUGGAAGCUCAAAGCAUGAGCUUCUUCUCUUUGGUUCUUUUGAUGGGUACAGUGACCUCUGACAUGCACACACCCUCCUGCCCUCCAAGCUGCUGUUGCCAUGGAAACCACUGGGUCAGCAUGGCAAAGAGACCUUUUUUCUUAAAUAGUAAUUUUGGUAUUUGUUUAUUAAAGUUUUAUGGGGUUAAACAAAUAAUUUCACCCCCUAAUUUCUUUUAAAUACCCUGUUCUGAUUAUAGUAAUUACAAUGCGCCUGCACUGUACUUAGAAUGCCUUUAACUCGUGUGCUACCUAACAAAUAAGCACAAAUGUGUGCCUGAAAGACGUCCUAUGUCUAUUCUGAAGCACCAAUAAGUGAAGCAAGAUCUCUAAAAUUUUGGUAUCAAUUUCAAAGUAUGUCUGUGGACUUACUACCCCGACAGUAACCCUGAGAUAAUGGGUUGUGUGCAACAGGAAAACUUAGUUCCUGCCUUUGAGAGCAGGGGAAGAGUUUCCGUGUCUGGGAUCAGAGCAGAGACGGGCCGAGAUGGACGGAGACUGAGAGUCUCCCGUCAAACACUCGUAAAACCAUCCCCGCUUCACGGACACCGCCGUCACAAUGGCAAUAGUUUCAGCUUUACACAGGGGGGGCCAAUUGCAGUAUUACACAUAUGGGAGAGGAGGAGCGGAGGCUGUGUGCAGAAGGAGGAGACAAGGGAGGGGGUUUCUAUAUACCGUGUACAGUGAAUGUAUUGUAACGUGUGUCUGUUGUCAAGUGCUUUUAAAUUAUAUUUUCGUAUGUAACGUGGAGACCAAUGUUUCCUUUUUGUAUGGGGGGACAACAGGUUCUGAGCAGAGUGACUUGUAAAUGAUGUCAAACUGUCUUUCUAUAUAAAAGAGAAGCUGCUUAAAUGUAAACAGGAAAUGACUGAAAAAAAAAAACAGUAAAAAUAAAGUA
Messenger RNA from Epinephelus fuscoguttatus (brown-marbled grouper), 3638 nucleotides. RefSeq names its product JAZF zinc finger 1a (gene jazf1a). Gene Ontology annotation, cellular component: nucleus. The record is from RefSeq and is a predicted model, not a curated record. The coding region runs from base 174 to 905 and encodes 243 amino acids. NCBI's taxonomy places the organism in Eukaryota, Metazoa, Chordata, Actinopteri, Perciformes, Serranidae. The transcript is spliced from 5 exons.